Molecule: messenger RNA, 2203 nt
Organism: Coccinella septempunctata (seven-spotted ladybird)
Lineage: Eukaryota; Metazoa; Arthropoda; Insecta; Coleoptera; Coccinellidae
Gene: Zasp66
Product: PDZ and LIM domain protein Zasp
Exons: 8
Coding region: 319-1374 (351 amino acids)
Biological process (GO): actin cytoskeleton organization; muscle structure development
Cellular component (GO): Z disc; filamentous actin; adherens junction
Molecular function (GO): actin binding; muscle alpha-actinin binding
Source: RefSeq, a predicted model, not a curated record
UGUCUUGAAAAACCGCCGGUUCCACUCGAAAAUUAUCACAGUUUGUUUUUAUUUCGGAUACUUGGACUAACUUAGUAUUAUCCGAGUGACAAAGCUUUGUUAUAAUAAAACGCAGUUGUGCCAAGCUAUUUCUGUGUCUUGCCAUUAUGUUACCAGGAGAACAUUGGAGAGGGGUAUAGAAAUCUAUCUAUCCCGGACUGUUCCUGCAUCUGCUACUGUGUUAGUGUGUUACCCGAAACCUGUUGACUACCCCUUCAUCCGGUGUCCAGAGGAAACUUCCGGUUUUGGUGAUAGCAGUGGUUGUGAUAUUGCGGAUUCAUGGGCAAAGUUCAUGAGUUUCUUGUGACUUUGAGAAGGAAUUCGCCUACGGAACAGUGGGGAUUUAGUCUGGUUGGGGGUGCGGAUGUCCAAACUCCUCUUAUAGUGACAAGGGUCGGAUUCGGUUCACCAGCCGAUGGAGUUCUUCAAAGGGGAGAUAUCAUCAGUAAAGUAGGAAACUAUGAUGCCAGAGAUAUAAGGCACCAGGACGCACAAAAUCUCUUCAAGAAUUCUGGGAAUAACAUUAGAGUUGUAGUACAAAGAGACACUUCCGUCAAACAUCCCACAAGCACAGGAUCGUCACGAACCAGUUCCCAUAACUACAGUCCACUUUCCGUAUCACCGCAUUUAUCCCCAAGGGGCACUUCAUCCACAUACAGUCCUGGGGGCUCAGCACUGACGCCUUAUUAUUCCUCACCCCUUCCGCCAAUAGACGACAACUAUUUCGACGUCUUAGAUUACACCCCUGGGUCACAUAAACGAACUGAAGAUGGCGAGAUACACGUAACGAAACAGCCAUAUCGUACAACACCUUUAGUCCUUCCAGGUGCAAAGGUGAAGCGGGAACCAGGACCUACUGAAAGUUAUUUACGUCACCAUCCUAAUCCUGCUGUUAGAGCAGCACCCCAUCAUUUAGACGGUGAACUUUUACUGAAACAGAAGGUGGCGAAUUCAGUUUUGGACAGGCUGUCGACAGGGGACCCAAAUAAACAAAUCGUUCACAAGCAAUUCAAUUCACCUCUACCCUUAUAUAGCGAACCAAAUGUUGUCGAUACGAUCAGGAAACAAACUGGGGUUUCCCCGAUUAAAAAAUCGGUUAAAUUUAACCCUGCAGAAAGUGAAACUUACAAAGCCAUACAAGAAGAGCAAUUAGGGCAGGAAGUGCACGAAUUGAAACCUGCCCCAACGAAGGUUUACACCCCUCAAGCAAAGAAGUCGACCACUGUGAACCAGCAUCCUCCCUAUGCCAACUCUAUUGGACAGGAUGACGUAAUUCACCAAAGUGGAUCUUUUAGAAGACUCAUGAUGAGCGUAUUACCCGAAACAAGCUACUAAAUUAGGAUACGAACAAGAAAAUGUAACUUUUUUCCAACUGUCAUAAUUUUCACUAAUAUAAAGAAUAUACCACAUCGAAAUUUUCAUCAUUUUGAUUUUGAGUAUUGAAGACUUUCUCGAAGAAUUACUGAUAAAAUAUUUAUUAUAUUCUCAAUUCUUGUGAAAUGACGGGUAUGAAGAAUAAUCUGAAAAUUUGUGUAUGGAUGUGUUGGAGUUUUAAUAUUUGAAUAUAUAUUUUAUGUUAAGGGUUGGAUCAAACCAUGUACAGAGCCAGUGAAAAUUUUCCAAAUUUUUCUGAUAUUCACCGACUGUGCUGAGGUACAAAAUACCGAAUGCGCAGGUUCAUAAAUUGAUAUCUUCCAAAGGUUCGUUUAUCUUUAAAUGCAUACGACUUUUGACUUCAAGAAUUAACACAGAGGAAAUUUUACAUUGUUUCUUUUAGAAUGAUUAAUUAAUUAGUUUUCGAGGCUCACAAACAGUUGUACAAUUUUCCACAUUGGUUUGAAUCCUACUCAAUUCACGUUGUGUUGUGAAAUCAGCUUAUUCGCUGAAGCAAAUAAUAUGUGAUUUCGCCUAUAGCCAUUUCUAGAUUGUAAUAAUAUGUACAUUUUUGUUAUUUUAAUAAUUUCCUUAUUUUGAAAAUUUUCGAAUCGAGUGUAAUCUAGUCAGAUUGUUAGUUUUAGUUCGUCACGCUUUGUGAUUCGAUUAAGGAUUCAAUUUCUGUUUCUUCAUAAUUUAAGUUAUUGCACGAGUCGGGAAAGGAUUGUUAUUCAUGUACCUAUAACUAUUUAUUUAUUUAUUGAGGUAGAAUAAAUAUAUAUUUAUGUAA